Messenger RNA from Lemur catta (Ring-tailed lemur), 2406 nucleotides. Its product is annotated as protocadherin alpha-11. Gene Ontology annotation, molecular function: calcium ion binding. The record is from RefSeq and is a predicted model, not a curated record. NCBI's taxonomy places the organism in Eukaryota, Metazoa, Chordata, Mammalia, Primates, Lemuridae. Gene Ontology annotation, cellular component: plasma membrane. Bases 1 to 2406 code for a protein of 801 amino acids. Gene Ontology annotation, biological process: homophilic cell-cell adhesion. The transcript has a single exon.
AUGUUCGGUUUUCAGCGAAGGGGAUUGGGCGCUCCGCGACUAUUGCUCUCGCUUUUGCUCCUCGCAUUCCGGGAGGAGGGGAGCGGCCAGAUACACUACUCAGUCCCAGAGGAGGCCAAACACGGCACCUUCGUGGGCCGCAUCGCGCAGGACCUGGGACUGGAGCUGGCGGAGCUGGUGCCGCGCCUGUUCCGGGUGGCGUCCAAAGGCCGAGGGGACCUUCUGGAGGUGAAUCUGCAGAAUGGCAUUUUGUUUGUGAAUUCUCGGAUCGACCGGGAGGAGCUGUGUGGGCGGAGCGCGGAGUGCAGCAUCCACCUGGAGGUGAUCGUGGACAGGCCGCUGCAGGUGUUUCAUGUGGAGGUGGAGGUGAAGGACAUUAACGACAACCCGCCGGUGUUCUCUCUCAGGGAACAAAAGCUGCUGAUUUAUGAAUCUAAGCAACUGGACUCGCGUUUUCCGCUAGAGGGAGCUUCUGAUGCGGAUAUAGAAGAGAAUGCUCUAUUAACUUACAGACUAAGUCAAAAUGAGUAUUUUUCUUUAGAGUCUUCAACAAAUAGUAAGCAGACCAAAAGAUUGUCACUUAUACUAAAGAAGUCUCUGGAUAGAGAGAAAACUCCGGAACUUAAUUUGGUGCUGACGGCUACAGACGGGGGAAAACCUGAGCUCACUGGCACCGUUCAGCUGUUUGUCCGCGUCUUGGAUGUUAACGACAAUGAUCCGGAGUUUGAUCAACCAGAAUACAAGGUGAGAUUGAUGGAAAACGCUGCUAAAGAAACUCUUGUGAUAAAAUUAAACGCCACAGAUCGGGAUGAAGGAGUCAACGGGGAGGUAACAUACUCCUUAAUGUCAAUUAAGCCCAAUGGAAGACUCUUAUUUACACUAGAUGAAAAUAAUGGAGAAGUGAGGGUCAAUGGAAAUUUAGAUUAUGAAGAAAACAAGUUUUACGAAAUUGAAGUACAGGCCACAGAUAAGGGGACCCCCCCAAUGGCAGGUCACUGUACAGUCUGGGUAGAAAUCUUAGACACCAAUGAUAACUCCCCUGAAGUCGUCGUGACUUCCCUGUCUCUCCCAGUACGAGAGGAUGCUCAGCCAAGCACAGUCAUUGCUCUGAUCAGCGUAUCCGACCUCGAUGCUGGUGUGAACGGACAGGUGACCUGCUCUCUGACGCCCAACGUCCCCUUCAAGAUAGUAUCCACCUUCAAAAACUAUUAUUCACUGGUUCUGGACAGCGCUCUGGACCGCGAGAGUGUGUCCUCCUAUGAUGUGGUAGUGACCGCGCGGGACGGGGGCUCGCCUUCACUGUGGGCCACCGCCAGCGUGUCCGUGGAGGUGGCCGACGUGAACGACAACGCGCCAGUGUUCCCGCACCCCGAGUACACGGUGUUCGUGAAGGAAAACAACCCGCCGGGCUGCCACAUCUUCACGGUGUCGGCGCGGGACGCGGACACUCAGGAGAACGCGCAGGUGUCGUACUCGUUGGUGGAGCGGCGGGUGGGGGAGCGUGCGCUGUCGAGCUACGUGUCGGUGCACGCGGAGAGCGGCAAGGUGUAUGCGCUGCAGCCGCUGGACCACGAGGAGCUGGAGCUGCUGCAGUUCCAGGUGAGCGCGCGCGACGCGGGCGUGCCACCUCUGGGCAGCAACGUGACGCUGCAGGUGUUCGUGCUGGAUGAGAACGACAAUGCUCCAGCGCUGCUGGCACCUCGGGCUGGCAGCACAGGCAGUGCGGUGGCCGAGAUGGUGUCGCGGUCUGUGGGGGCGGGCCACGUGGUGGCGAAGGUGCGCGCGGUGGACGCGGACUCUGGCUACAACGCGUGGCUGUCGUAUGAGCUGCAGCCAGCAGCUGGAAGCGCGCGCAGCCUGUUCCGCGUGGGGCUGUACACGGGCGAGAUCAGCACGACGCGCGCCUUGGACGAGACGGACUUGCCACGCCAGCGCCUGCUGGUGCUGGUGAAAGACCACGGCGAGCCCGCGCUCACGGCCACGGCCACCGUGCUCGUAUCGCUGGUGGAGAGCAAACAGGCACAGAAGGUCUCGUCGCGGGCACUGGCAGGCUCUGCAGUCCAGGAGGCGGCGCUGGUGGAUGUCAACGUGUACCUCAUCAUCGCCAUCUGCGCCGUGUCCAGCCUGCUGGUGCUCACGCUGCUGCUGUACACGGCGCUGCGGUGCUCGGCGCCGCCCAGCGAGGGCGCGUGCGGGCCGGGCAAGCCCAGGCUGGUGUGCUCCAGCGCGGUGGGGAGCUGGUCAUACUCGCAGCAGAGGCGGCAGAGGGUGUGCUCUGGGGAGGGCCCGCCCAAGACCGACCUUAUGGCCUUCAGCCCCAGCCUUCCACCAGGUCUGGAUAGAGAAGACCAAGGGGAAAAGCAGGAGGCAGUAUCAAAUCACCCUGGACAGGUGAGUUUUAUAUAG